Phaeoacremonium minimum UCRPA7 is the source of this 1827-nucleotide messenger RNA. RefSeq lists its product as hypothetical. Lineage: Eukaryota; Fungi; Ascomycota; Sordariomycetes; Togniniales; Togniniaceae. Gene Ontology annotation, biological process: regulation of Golgi organization. The record is from RefSeq and is a predicted model, not a curated record. The transcript has 6 exons. The coding region runs from base 1 to 1827 and encodes 608 amino acids. Gene Ontology annotation, cellular component: cytosol.
AUGGAGCAAUCCCCCCUCACCCAGCAGCCUCGACCCGAGGCCUUUCAGCAGAAGAUUGUUCAGCUGUACGACGAGCUAUUCAAGGAAGAGGACGAUGGCGACAAGUCAGAGGGCUUCUGGAAGGAGUUCUUCCUGCUCAAACCCGACAAAUUCUCGUUGCGACACAUCCUAGACGAACUCAGCCCUGGCGAUUUGCUCCAGCUCGAGCUGCAAUGUCACGAGCUAUUCACAAGAUCCAUACAGGCCCUCAAGGGGACACAAGGAGCUGCCGACCUGCAUGCACUUGACACCCUGAGCACGUUCCUCUCCGCUGUCCUCGCCAAGAAGUACAUGAACCCUAGCUCCGACAUCAUAAACGUUCUAGCCGGCCUCGACCAUAUCGAUACCGUGUUUACGGACUUUGCGGGGGCGCUGGACUGGAUACUGCGGAAUGGCAGGAGUAUGGACGUUCGCCAGAAGGCUGUCGAGGUGGCACUGGCCGUCACAUCCGGGGCAUACCAGACGAGCUUGCUCACCUACUUCAUACAACGAGACUUGUUCCCGGCAAUCAUGAAGUUCGAGUUCCAAAACCCUUAUCAAUUACGAUUGAACGAUUUUGUCAACGAGGCUACGAUACAAAGGAUCAUCAAGAGCGUGGGGUAUGCCUCUCAAAGGUUAAGGGGCCAAUAUAUCGAUAUUCUGGAGGAUCUGCCGGAGGGCUGGACCUUAAGCAGCACACUUAAUAUGAUUGGACUUGGGGCGAUCGUGCCGGGACCGAAGCCGGAGAAGAAGCCAGUAUACGAUUCCGAGACACAGAAGAAGAUGUUUGCAGAAUUACCCGGGCUUGAUGCUGCCGUUUUGCUGGCCACAUAUGACUUCGCGCAUGCCAACAAGUUGUUCUGCUUCAACUUCGUUACACUGGCCCCUGAAAAGGGAGAAGAGCAAUCCUUUGCAGCGUUUAUCUCGUUGACUUCAUAUCUCUUGACACACGCCCAUCUCUCGCAACGGACAACAACCUACAGUCAUCUGAGUCUGAUGAUUUUCCGACUUCUGAUUGAGGACCCUGUUCUCUGCAAACGCAUGUGCAGCGAUGAAGGCAAGGUGGCAGUCCGUCUCUGCCGACAGCGUUCACCAUACUUGCCUCUUGUGAGAAAUGAACGGACCAUUGCAACGGCUGUUCUGGAUACGAUGAUUGACGGCAUUAACCAUAACCUUCGGCGGCGACUGGAUGUCGGACUGUACACUCUCUGCGUUGGCAUUCUCCUCCGCAUCAUCUCCUACAUGUCGAGGUCGCGGACACGCCUGCAUUAUCACUGGAACGAGCUUUUCCGGUCAUUGCUGUCACUUAUCCGCUUCCUGACCACAUACGCAUCUGAUCUCAAGGACCUCUCGCAUAUCGAAACGCUUCUGGACCAUGUGGUGAAUUUGCUUGCACUAGGUUUGUCAGCAGGAGAAGCGUUCUUACCCACACCGGCAGCAUACGACGACCUUUUCUACAAGGUGGUCGAGUCUGGUGAUAUCUUGACGAAGUUCCGGGACACGUAUGGUUUAGUAAACAGGCCAAGCAAUAGUAUCGAAACUCUCAUUAACGUGAGCACGCAUUACAAGAACUUACUGGCCGACGGCACACAUGGCAAAGGAGGCAAGGGAAGCCGCAUCGGUGGGGGAGCUGUCCUCACAAGCCUGCAGGUCGCGGAGGUGAUCAAGCAGGGAUAUGAGACGCUAAGUAUCCAGGCCAAGGAGGGUCUGGAUUCGUGGGAAAAGUACAGAGAAGCUGACGAGCGGACGCUGCUGAAGAAGGUGGCUAGAGUAGCUGUGGCCGAUGUAAGACUGCUCGUGGGAGAAUAA